This is a messenger RNA of Pteropus alecto (black flying fox), 3222 nucleotides long. It is a transcript of the gene BMP7, whose product is annotated as bone morphogenetic protein 7. Gene Ontology annotation, biological process: SMAD protein signal transduction. Lineage: Eukaryota; Metazoa; Chordata; Mammalia; Chiroptera; Pteropodidae. The record is from RefSeq and is a predicted model, not a curated record. Gene Ontology annotation, molecular function: cytokine activity; growth factor activity. The transcript is spliced from 4 exons. Gene Ontology annotation, cellular component: extracellular region. The coding region runs from base 9 to 1064 and encodes 351 amino acids.
CCGACGCGAUGCACGUGCGCUCGCUGCGCGCCGCGGCGCCCCACAGCUUCGUGGCGCUCUGGGCGCCCCUGUUCCUGCUGCGCUCCGCCCUGGCCGACUUCAGCCUGGACAACGAGGUGCACUCGAGCUUCAUUCACCGGCGCCUCCGCAGCCAGGAGAGGCGGGAGAUGCAGCGCGAGAUCCUCUCCAUCUUGGGCUUGCCCCAUCGCCCGCGCCCCCACCUCCAGGGCAAGCACAACUCGGCGCCCAUGUUCAUGCUGGACUUGUACAAUGCCAUGGCGGUGGAGGAGGGCAGCGGGCCCGACGGCCAGGGCUUCUCCUACCCUUACAAGGCGGUCUUCAGCACCCAGGGCCCCCCUCUGGCCAGCCUGCAAGAUAGCCACUUCCUCACCGACGCCGACAUGGUCAUGAGCUUCGUCAACCUUGUGGAGCACGACAAAGAGUUUUUCCACCCACGCUACCACCAUCGGGAGUUCCGGUUCGAUCUUUCCAAGAUCCCGGAAGGGGAAGCGGUGACCGCGGCCGAAUUCCGGAUCUACAAGGACUACAUCCGGGAGCGCUUCGACAACGAGACGUUCCGGAUCAGCGUUUACCAGGUGCUGCAGGAGCACUUGGGCAGGGAGUCAGACCUGUUCCUGCUUGACAGCCGUACCCUCUGGGCCUCCGAGGAGGGCUGGCUGGUGUUCGACAUCACGGCCACCAGCAACCACUGGGUGGUCAACCCACGGCACAACCUGGGCCUGCAGCUGUCCGUGGAGACCCUAGAUGGUGAGGACGCCGAGGCCGAGAAGGCCAAGGAACUGGACCAGAGUCACCAGUGCAGAGUACACCUGGACGUCCCCACACGUUCUGACCUCAGCCCGUCUCUCUUUGCCGGAAAGCCUUCCAAGAAUGUGGUCGCCAGGGACCAGACCCUGGGGCCGUGUGUAAUUAAUGAGCCCCUGCUGGGUACACGGCCAGACAGACAGAAGCCCGGGAGCCGCCAGCAUCCUGGCUCCUUCCUGACCGUUCUUGCCGCAUCCGCUUCCCUGGAGAGGGAAAAUUUGAAAAAGCCCAGAAGAUAGUGGGCUUCCCUCGGCUCCGAUCGAAGGAGGCUGCACCUCAGAAGUGGCCGGGGCUGCAUCUCACUUACAUGGGCUCCUCCCUCCAAAAAAAUAUUAAAUUUGUGAUUUGUGACAGUGUUGGCACAAAGACGAAUAUAAUCCCGGCUCGAUUAAAAACUGAAACAUUGUCUCCGACCCUAAAUAGUUCAUGUUUUGUCUUUUGAGAUUAAGAGACGUUAAAACAUUUUCACAGGUCCCUGAAAGUACCGUGGGCCUGGGCACCAUGCUUGACGGGCAGGUCGGCCCUGGGCCCUGCAUCCCAGACUGGGGAGUGAUGCUGAAUUCUCCCUGUCCCAGCACCUGGCUGCUAAAACCAGCUACCUACAGUCAACAGCCUCUUCGCCUGUUGGAAGGACAUUUAUUCGGUCAACAGCAUUUGCAUGUACCUACGGUGUGUCAGAGACUGUUUAGGCACUGGGGCUACGGCUGGAACAGAACAAGGCUUUUGCUGUCACGCUGCUUACGUUCCUGUAGGAGGAGGCAGAGUGUGAAGGGACCAGUUGCUGGGUCAGGGGUGAGGCCGUGAGGACGAGCUCUGAGUUCCGAGGACAGCUCAGGAGGGCUUCCUGCAGCUCCCCAGAUCAAUACGCUCGGUGUCCCCGGCCGCCUGCCAGGCUGGCCACGGGCAGCUGAAGACCACUCUGGGCUGGAGUGGUCUUUCAUCCUUGCAGACAUCAAAGCACCUGGUCAUUUGCUCCCAAGAUGAGACUCCAGCAUCUUGUCCUAGUUUGCAGGGCCCUGCUCGUCUUCCUGGUUCCACAGAAGAAAUAAUUUGGAGGCUCCGAUCCCAGAAGAUGACCUGGCAGCCUCAUUUCCCCAUCUCACACCUCCUCCUGGUGGGCCUCCAGCUGCUGCCCGACAUCCCCUGAGCUCCCAGACCAGGAGGCCCCCUUCUCCCUUGUCCAGCCCAUCUCCGCCUCCUGAGUCGGACACACCCGUGUUCUGCGUGUCCAUGUGCUAAGAGCCGCAGGCUCCUCUCUUCAGGGGCGAGAGCCGUGUUCCUUUUCUUGAUCAUCCAAGUGGGACGGAUGGGAUUGCAGGGCAUUUAAGGGGUCGAGGGCAUACGCUGUCCAAGUGUGAUGCUCUUGCUGCAGCAGCUGGGGCUGGGCUGGGGAUGGACCAUUUGCCCAGGGUGGCCGUGGAGGCCAAGCCCGUAAGCCGAAGCUGGUGAGCCACCCGCCCCCAGCUCAGCUGGCUCCACGGGGCCCGUGCCUCGUGAUCACUGCACAUCCUGUUGUCCAGAAGCCCGAGCAACAGAGAAGAGAAGAGGCCUCGGUGACCCGGAGGCUGGGAUCGGUCCUCCCAGGGCUGGGCGGACAGUGAUGGCCGGCGUGGUUGGGUAACUGUGGCCAGGCAGAUGUCACGAGCGUUAACUGGUCUCGCUUGUCACUUGGGCCUUGCUCCAUCAAGAGAAGUGGCUAGAAUUAAUGUGUUUUGCACAAUUAGUGAGGAACAUUCUUAUGCUGUGGGCCUCCUGGGGGCAGCCAAUGGCCUUGGGCCUGGAAAACAAAGACGCCACAAGAAAACCGAGAUGCCGCCCUGUCUGUGGGUGGGUUACGUCCCCUCCUUUCCCAAGAGGCCCCAUUUGUGCUCCGUGCCUGCCCCUGGGGGCCUCCUGAGCUGGGCCUGCUGAUUCUGCUCAUGCCACAGGUCCCUGUCCUCAACUCGGAGUCCCGUGUCCUUCCCAGGCCUGCAUCUACACCGCCGCCCACCUGGCUCACCUCUUGGAAGGCCUUGCUCCAUGCGCCUCAGGGUAGCCGUCCUGCCUGUGAGGCCCGGGAGGCGGCCCAUCCAAGCCCAGAGAUCUCUCCCUUCCUCGUUUUCCCUGACGCCCACCUGGGCUCGUGAUGGUUUGGCGUCAAGUGCGCAGGCUCUGUCAGCCGGUCCGGGGCGUGGCCUCCGUCCCCUCCCUCCCUGGCAGUGGAUCCUGAAUGGAUGGCUUCCUGCCUGCGACCUCACCUUCCCCAUCUGUAAAUGCAAGAUCAAAGGUCCUGUCCACGGAACAGAGUCAGCCCAGCCUCAGGUCAGAGCAAACGCUCAGAAAUGGCUGUUUUAUCUUUGUUGAGAACCAAUAACACCAACUCAAUAUCGGGAAUACUUCCAUUGGCAAACGAUGACA